This is a messenger RNA of Gossypium arboreum, 4654 nucleotides long. RefSeq names its product disease resistance protein At4g27190-like. The transcript is spliced from 9 exons. The record is from RefSeq and is a predicted model, not a curated record. NCBI's taxonomy places the organism in Eukaryota, Viridiplantae, Streptophyta, Magnoliopsida, Malvales, Malvaceae. Gene Ontology annotation, molecular function: ADP binding. Bases 281 to 3823 code for a protein of 1180 amino acids.
GAAAAACAUUAAAGUGAAACCAACUACUUGCCAAUUGCCAUAGGUUUUUUCUUCAUCCAAAGUUUUUUGCUUUCAAAUUCUCAACCCUGUGUUUCUCAUCAUUUCCACUCUUUCUUCUUCACUUUUCACCUUUUCUUCUUUUCUCUCAAUUAACCAAAACAAACCUGCAAACUUUCUCAAUACCACACUUUCUUCUUACCUUCAUUUCCACUUCGCAAAACAAACAGCGCAGAAGAUAGUUCAGUGAAGGUAUUGCUAUAAUUUUUUAUCUUUUUGUUGAAUGCCAUUUAUUAGCCUUCACAAUUUUCUAUUACCUGCACGAAAUCAACUCUUUUUAUCUUUUACACCUCUCUCUAUCUCUAUUUACUUUCUGGUAUUCACAGACAGAAAGAGAGAGAGACUAUCAACAAAAAUGGCCGAAUCUGUUGCCUCUGCUGCUGUCGAAAAUGUCACAAACCAGGCAAUGACAUACGCCUCACCCUAUCUCCGUUACUUUUUCUGUUAUGGAGAGAUAGUUCAAGAUUUCACCAAUCAACGAAACGCACUUAAAUUGAGGAAACAGAGGGUGGACACUCGUGUCGAUGAGGCUAAAAGGCAAAUUGAGGUCAUCUAUGAGGACGUUGAGGACUGGCUUAAAAGGGCUGAGAAAGAACUGGAAGAAACCCAGAACUUGCAAGAUGAAAUAGAUCGCGUCAAGUGUUUCAAAUGGUGUCCUAAAUGGGGGUGGCGAUAUUGCUUAAGUAAGAAACUGGCCGAGAAGACUCCUAUUAUCUCUAAACUUUUAGAGACUUCUAACUUUGCACAGGUGGGCUAUCGUGGUUCUCUUCAAGGAAUAGAGUUCAUCACAUCCACGGAUUUCAUGGACUCUGAAUCUUCAAAAUCAGCUUUGAACCAGAUCACGGAGGCUAUAAAAGUUGUCAACAUGAUCGGACUGCACGGAAUGCCAGGAGUUGGUAAAACAACUUUAGCCAAAGAAGUUGGGAAGCAUGCUCGAGAACAAAAGCUCUUUGAUAAAGUUGUGAUGUUUACUAUGUCCCAAGAUCCAAACAUCAGAACAAUUCAAGAUAAAGUUGCAGAGAUGUUUGGUUUAAAUUUUCAUUCAAAUACCGAAGAAGGAAGAGCAGAAGAGCUAUUCAGGAGUGUUCAAGGCGUGAAAAAAAUACUUGUAAUUGUCGACGACCUUUGGGAAGAAUUCAAAUUGGAGAGAAUCGGAAUUCCAUUCGGUGAUGACCACAAGGGUUGUAAAAUUCUUCUGACUACACGUCAACAACAAGUCUGCAGUAAAAUGAAGUGUCAGAAGGAAAUUCAACUUGGCAUCUUAUCCAAAGACGAAGCAUGGGUUUUUUUUCGAGAUCAAGCCGGUUUAGAUGAUGACUGUUCCAUCUUGAAUGAGGUAGCCAAAGAGGUUGCUGGUGAAUGUAAGGGAUUGCCUCUUGCAAUUGUUACCGUGGCAAAAGCUCUAAAAGAUAAGAGUUUAGAUGAGUGGAGAGACGCAAAUCAGAGAUUCAAGGACUCAACGCAUUUGUAUGAUGAAGAAGUCCUCGGCGGUGUCCUCGAGCCUCUUAAGCUUAGCUACAAUUACUUGAAGAAAGGCAAUAACCAAAUGACGGGAAAUGACGUCCAAAUGUGUUCCUUACUGUGUUCCCUUUUUCCUGAAGAUGAUGAAAUCCCUCUUGAGUUAUUGAUUAUGUGUGGAAUUGGAGUGGGAUUGUUCCCUAAUGUUUACUCGAUUGAAGAUAAAAGGAAGAGAAUUGUUGAAGCAGUAAGAAAACUCCAAAAAUCUGGCUUGUUAUUGGGAACUGAUGAUGCAGAAAGGAUAAGAAUGCAUGAUGUGGUUCGAGAUUUUGCUCAUUGGCUAACAUCAACCGGAGAAAAUAGGUUCAUGGUAAAAGAUAAGUUGAAAGAAUGGGCCGAUAUGGUUGAAAGUUUUGAAUGUUAUACUGCAAUCGCUUUAUGGCAUUGUAGUAGUAACAUAAAAAAUUUUCCUGACAAAGUGGAAUUUUCAAAGCUCAAGACUUUGUUUCUUCAGGGGGAGUGGAAGGGGUAUGGUUUCCUAGUGGUUUCCGGUACAUUUUUUGAAGAAAUGAAAGCCCUCCAAGUUCUAUAUCUCGAAAGAGUCUGUUUCUCACUGAAAGGAUCCUAUUCCUUACCAAAUCUUAAAACUUUGUGGCGUAAGGGUUGCUUCCUGGAAAACUUCUCAUCAUCACUGACGAAUAUGAGAAGCCUUGAGAUUCUUACAUUGAUGGACACUCAGAUUGAUGAGACAAUUGAAGAAUUAAUGAAAUUGUCUACACUGAAAUAUUUACGUCUUUCUUCUAGUUUUGGAUUUGAAGACAUAAAAUUUCCUCCCAGGUUGGUAUCAAGGUUGACGUCACUGCAAGAGUUACAUGUGACAAGUAAAAAUAAUAUCAACUUACUGGAGCUGAAUUCAUUAUCUCGUUUAACUGCACUAUCACUGCACAUUUCUCCUAAUCAAUUUUCUCAAGAAGGUUUUGUGUUCCCUAAACUACAAAUGUACAAUAUAAUUGUAGGUGAGUCCAAAUUUAGCUUUGAGGAGGCGCUAACCAUUAGAAGAUUGAGAAUUGAAUACUUCUCAUCUUCAUUGAGUGCAUUUAAAAAUUUAUUUUGCAAUGUGGGAAAGUUGAAGUUGAAUAACGUUUGUGGAUUGAAGAACAUUGUGCCAAGCAUAGGAAAAAAGGUUCUAAAUGAGUUGACUUCUCUGGAGCUUAAUUCCUGCCGCGAUAUGGAAUUUUUGACUGAUAUAACAAGAGAUCAAGGGUCAACUGUUGCAUUCUCUAAUUUAGUGAAAUUAAAUAUAGAAGUCAUGGAUUCUUUGAAAGGGUUGUGCUAUGGUCUUUCUCCAUACCAUCAUGCAAUUGCAAGCUUCACAAGACUAAAGGUUGUGAUAAUUGGAUUUUGCCAUAAACUGAAGACAAUCUUCUCACCUUGCCUUGCUCAGAGCAUGUUGUGUAUAGAAGAUCUCCACAUAAACUGUUGCGAUGGACUAGAGCAAGUAAUUGGUUUUGCCCAAGAAGAAGAAAUUACUAAGAAUGACUCUCGUCUUUAUUAUUGCCCGAAAUUGAGAAUUCUUGAGAUAUACGGUUGCAGAAGUUUAAAAUAUGUUUGUGCAAACACUUCGACUCAAGGGCUUCAAUCAUUGGAAUCUAUCAAAAUAAUUCGUUGUCCUCAACUUAUGCAAAUCUUCAAGAUGGAACAAAAUGAGAAUGGAGAAGAUGUUGUGGUUCCUCAGAUCCAUUGCUGGCCAGAAUUAAAAACCUUUCGGAUGCAUGAUUGCCAACUACUCUCAUGCUUCAUUGUACAAGCUCCGCUCUUGGAGGACUUGGCUCUUGGUAACGUGGGAAUCAUAUGGAAAAUUGGCAUGCCUAUAUUGAAUGAAGAUUGUAUAGUAGUUGGAAAUCAUGAAAAGGUAUUUCAAGUUCAAGGUGGAUACUCAUUCUCAAGGAUAAAAGAAUUGUACUUGGGGGAUUUAUUUGAAGUGCAGAUUAUAUGGAACGAUUUUGCUCAAGUUGUAACCCUUGAAAACCUUACAGCUUUGGAGCUAAUAGAUUGCAAGAAGUUAAGAUAUAUAUUUUCACCUACGAUGGCUCGUAGUUUAUCACAUUUGGUGAAUCUUUCCAUUGAGGGGUGUGAAGAAAUAGAACGACUCAUUUUAGCCAAUGAUCAAAUUUCUUCAUCAUCAUCAUCAAAUGCUGGCCUUCAACCUAUCAGCUUUCCAAAUUUGACAAAGAUCACUGUUACAAAUUGUGGAAAUUUGAAAAGUCUCUUUCCCUUUGAAUCUAUUCCUAUUCUUCCAAAACUUUAAUAUAUCAAAAUUAAAAGGAAUUCUAAAUUGGAACAAGUAUUCGAAUUAGAAGAUGAACGGGAAGUGGUAGCUGAAGAGGAGAUGAAAUUUGAUAAAUUAGAAAAGUUAUCACUUAAAGAACUACCGAGCUUCAUUCACUUUUGCCCCAAAGGAUAUCAUUUUGUAUUGUCAGCAUUGGAAAUUUUGAAAGUAAGAGAUUGUCCCAAGUUGACUACUAGCUUCUCCAUUGAUUCACAGGAAUUUGUGCAUUGCGAAACAAAGACACCCCAACUGGUUGAGGAAGAUGCGAUUGAAAAGUCUGCCACUGUUUCAAAUGCAAUUUUCAACGAGAAUAUAUGUUGGAGCCGUAAGGAGUUCAGUGAGAGAUAACUACCACAGAUUACAUGAAAGAAUAGAUGAUUUUAGGGCAGCUUUCAAAGCCAUGUUACAUAAUCAAUAGGUUUUUUUAUAUAUUUAAAGGAUCAUAUAUAAAUGGAAAAUGAAGAUUCGAAGUAUCAUAAGUUCAAUAUAUCAACUAAAUACAGGUGCAUUGAUAAUUGUGGUUCUAACUUGUAUGAAAGCUUGCUUUAAUAGAGCCGUGAAGCAAAAUGAUAUAUCAUCUCUUACUUCAAACUAAUAAUAUAGCUAGUUAUAGUUAUGUUGUAGCUUUUGUUGUAUGCUUUUGCAUGCGAGUGAAAUUCCAUUGCAUCACGUAUUUGUUUUUGUGUAUUAAACUAUAACCAAAACCAGAAAGAUUUUAUUUUGUGAAAUUUCCAAAGGUGAUUUUGUUGAAAUAUUGAAAGAUUGAAUGUUAGUUUCAAUUUAAUAAUAAAUUGUUUUGUUCCACAACAA